CGGGAGCACCCAUGCUGCUGACGCUGGCCUCGGGCUCGCUCUUCUUCCCGGGGCUCUUCGCGCUCAGCACCUGGGCGCUACGCCGCUCGCGGCCCGAAUGGACCUUCUCCGACUGCGUGAUGAUCGGUACCAGGGUGGUUUCUUCAGUGCAGGCUGUGCUGGCCACCGGGUCAGGGAUCCUUAUCGUCCGCUCCUGCAGCAAUGUGAUCUCAGACAGGCACUGGCUUGCCCGAGAAUAUGUCUGGUUUAUAAUUCCAUACAUGGUUUAUGACAUUUGGGCCAUGUACCUUUGUGAGUGGUGCCGAACCAGCGACCAGAACCUCAGAUGCACCCUCAUUUUUCGAAACUUCCUGAGUCAAAACCGCCUCAUGAUCACUCACCACGUAGUCAUUCUGUUAAUCUUGGUGCCAGUUGCACAGAAGCUCCGGGGAGACCUUGGGGACUUCUUUGUUGGCUGCAUCUUCACAGCAGAACUGAGCACUCCAUUUGUAUCAUUGGGCAGAAUUCUGAUUCAGCACAAGCAGCAGCAUACCCUUCUCUUCAAGGUGAAUGGAAUCCUCACACUGGUUACGUUCCUUAUUUGUCGGAUCCUCCUUUUCCCCUUCAUGUACUGGUCCUAUGGCCAACAAAUGGGACUAAGCCUGUUUCAAGUGCCAUUCAAUAUCCCUUUCCACUGCAAUGUGGCCAAUGGCUUCCUCAUGGCUCCCCAGAUCUACUGGUUCUCUCUACUGUGUAAGAAGGCAGCUCGGCUCUUUGACCCUGCCCAAGCCAAAAAGAAUGGUUAAUUGCUCCCAGGAGGCAGGGUGCCUCCUCCUCUCAGUAUUCCAUGGACCAAAUUAUGCCCUGGACGGCAGAUGGAUUUGAUUUAAAAAAAAAAAAUUCUGAACCUCCCUUUUCUAACCUGGCCCUCUUGCAAAAGCACUUUUUUUUUCUUGGUGACAGUUAUUAGACCAUGCCAGACUUCCACUGGCAGCAGAGUAGUUCUUAGGCCUUAUCUCAAGAGCACUGAGGUAAAAGCAUGGAAUGUAGAGGCUAGUGGACCAGGGCGAAGUGUGUCUCACCUCUUUGGUGGCUACCCACCUUUCCAACACUCAGGGUACUAUCCACAAUACCAGGCCAGCAGAAGCAAGUGGUGAGUUGGUUCUUGCAAUAGUAUCAUCUUGUAGUGUUGGCCUGAGAAAAUCAUUGUGGAUAUAUAGUUUUUGUUUACUAGAUAGCCUGUUAAUGGCUCCUGGCCUCAUCGUCAUCAUCGUGUCAACAGUGAACUCUCCUGUGUACUGACUUCCAAUCAGAAGAUCAGAAGGCAGAGCUGGGAACUUGAAGCACUUGAAUAGGUCAGGAGGCCAGCAGAGGCCAGCACCUUUACAGCUGGAUAACUUGCUAAAGAAAAAGACCAAAUAUCAAAUCUGUGAGCUUAUCACAGUCAUAAACACUACUCCGUUUUUAGCACAACCUCAUAUCCAGCUUUCCCUAUUUCCAUAUCAUAGGAUGCUUUUACAGAACUACAGGGGCAAGUAGCUAUUCACUGAGUAACCCCACGGCUAAUACUGUCUUUUACAAGCAAAAUGGGAAUGGAUUUCUGCCCUCCCAACUGUGAGAUGUCUCAUCCAUGACACAAAGUACUUUUCCCAGAACCUCCUAAGCCAGGCCGAUUCCUGUGUUGAUUGCACUGCCAUUUAGCCACAGAAGGCUGGAGAGCAAGAGGGCAGCUGGCUCCACCCAAAGCAUGUCCCCAGGAGCAACGCCUUCCCCUAUGUUUGCAAGUAGGAUCCUUUGGUGCCAACACUAAUCACUCCUUCCCCUGUGGGAAGGCUUUGAGACACUUUUACAAGUGGUAGUAAAAAAAGCUAGAAUUUUAAAAGUGCCUUAAAACUCAUUAUCCAUGAACUUUUAAAGGAUUAUACAAUCAUGUCUCAAAUUUUGACUGUCUUUAAUAGGUGCCAUUUAAAAAAUAUAAAAUGCUUUGAUUUUUUA
Dipodomys ordii (Ord's kangaroo rat) is the source of this 1974-nucleotide messenger RNA. RefSeq names its product family with sequence similarity 57, member A (gene Tlcd3a). Gene Ontology annotation, biological process: lipid homeostasis. Bases 12 to 785 code for a protein of 257 amino acids. Gene Ontology annotation, cellular component: membrane; endoplasmic reticulum. The record is from RefSeq and is a predicted model, not a curated record. NCBI's taxonomy places the organism in Eukaryota, Metazoa, Chordata, Mammalia, Rodentia, Heteromyidae. The transcript has 5 exons.